Rhizopus microsporus ATCC 52813 is the source of this 1077-nucleotide messenger RNA. Its product is annotated as Mg2+ transporter protein. Gene Ontology annotation, cellular component: plasma membrane. The record is from RefSeq and is a predicted model, not a curated record. Gene Ontology annotation, biological process: intracellular magnesium ion homeostasis; magnesium ion transmembrane transport. The transcript has 4 exons. Gene Ontology annotation, molecular function: magnesium ion transmembrane transporter activity. NCBI's taxonomy places the organism in Eukaryota, Fungi, Mucoromycota, Mucoromycetes, Mucorales, Rhizopodaceae. The coding region runs from base 1 to 1077 and encodes 358 amino acids.
AUGGAGUCAAGUGAAAGUGGAGGAGACCAGUACAGAGUGACUUAUUAUUCACCAUGUGAACCAUCUACGAUUCAUUCAAGAUGUAUCAGUGAAAUAUCAGAAUAUAAAGAUGGUACACUAAGCGAUAUGCUGAAGAAGGGAUGCUUUUGGAUAGAUAUCUAUAACCCAACAGAUAUGGAAAUGAGAGCCUUGUGUAAAGUGUUUCGAAUUCAUCCGCUUACAGUAGAAGAUAUCAGUAUGGAAGAACAACGAGAAAAGUGUGAAGUGUUUAUGAAUUAUUACUUUAUUUGUUUCAGAAGCUUUGAUCAAGAUGAGUUUUCUGCCACUUAUAUGCAACCUUCUGCCCUUUACAUCAUUGUGUUGAAAGAAGGAGUUAUUACUUUUCACUUUAAACCAAUGCCACAUCCUCACAAUGUGCGUAAAAGGAUCAAGCAGCUGAAGGAUUACAUCAAUGUCACUCCAGAUUGGAUAUGUUAUGGAUUAUUAGAUGAUAUCACCGACUCAUUCGCUCCUCUGAUUCGAGCUAUCGAGUUUGAAGUCGAUUCAAUUGAUGAACUUGUGCUCAUAUUGAAGGAAUCAGAGCAAUCGGAUAUGUUGCGACGCAUCGGUUAUUGUCGAAAGCGUAUGAUGGGUUUGUUACGUUUAUUGUCAAGUAAGCCUGAUGUGGUCAAAACACUAAUCAAACGAGGAGAAAUUGUGCCUGAAGAUGGCACGCGGCCUGCUUUAAGUAAAGAAGUAGCCCUUUAUUUAGGAGAUGUGCAAGAUCAUAUCCUCAGCAUGUUACAAUCACUCAACCAUUAUGAGAAGAUAUCUUCUCGAUCCCAUUCCAACUAUUUAGCUCAAAUAUCCAUCGAGAUGACGCAGACAAAUAACGAGAUAAAUGAUGUCUUGUCCAAAUUGACAGCUUUGGGUAGUGUCCUCGUACCGAUGAAUCUAGUGACUGGUCUAUGGGGAAUGAACGUUCAAGUGCCUGGACAAUAUCAAGAGGACUUGACGUGGUUUGUGGGUAUUAUGACAUCUAUUCUCGCUUUUUGUAUUGUGUCCACAUUGCUUAUGAGAUAUUACAACAUUGUAUAA